CAAAGAACUGUCGAACAGUUUGUCUUGAGCUCUUAAACGAGGUCCACUUGUCCGCUACAUUCUGAACGGAAUGCUUUCACCAAGAAAAGAAAACAAGGAGAGCUGUUAAUUUUCACAAUGUGAAGAGCAACUCAUGAAAUAAAGAGGAAAUGGCGGAUGAACGCCCACCUGAGAAGGCUGUCACGGUCCAGUCUCAGAUAAGAAUUAUUCGGAUAGUUUCAUUCGCCGAAAUCUGGACGUCUCUAUUAAUUCUCCUAUGUCAAACCAUUGCAAUCGCUGCUUCCUAUGAAUUCUCUACUCGAUCUCUGACUGGAAUAUGGACAUCAUUUUUCUUUUUUAUGACCGCUGGAUUAGCCCUGUUUUGGUCUGUUCGUUGCACCUUUAAUGGACUAUUAGCCAUCUUGGUGCUCCAGAUAAUUGCGGCCACGAUGACCAUUCCGCUGCUAACGGCGAGCUGUAUUAUGCUGGGCGUCUAUAAUUUCGUAUGGAAUCCUGACGAAUACGGAGCGAAAGAAGUCGGGUCAUCGACGACAAUAUUGACGACAAAUAUUGGUCUAAUGGUUUUGGCUAUCGCCGAAAUGGGGCUCAAUUCUUAUAACGCCUACAAAUGCUAUUUUCUUGCCUAUGGGGGUCAAACUCAACCAAAAGAGAACAAUUACGACCAUCCAUCGAUUAGCAGUUCCUCCGAGAGUGUGGAUGGUGGCGAGAGAGAUGAUGGGAUUGCUGGUGGAAUGGCCAAUAACGUUGAAGAGGAAACAAAGGCCGACCCUGCCAUGCCUUUGCCCCUUCCAGAUUUGAUGCUUGGUUCAGCGGAUGUCCUCAUUUUCAAGUACAUCGGCGUUGCUGGAGUGAUAUUUUCCCUAAUUAUAUUCUGCUCUCAGACAGCCAUGCUAGUUUUGGUGAGCAACAACGGAAUAAAAAUUGGGGUCGGAGUUUGGGGAGCUGUGUAUUUCUUUGUGACUUCAGUUAUAAUUUUGCUUUCAAACCCAACGUCUCAAAGAAUUUUUUUCAUAUUUAUCCUCCAACUGGUGCAAUUCGUCAUAUGCAUCAUAAUGGUCUCUGUGGGACUUUACAUUGUUGCUUCAUUUGGCUCAUGUAUUCAGCAGACCCCGUUUGAUGACUGCACUUACACCCAAGCUUCAGAUUUGAGUGUGACAAUUCUUGGAGGAGUGAUUGUAAUUUGUGGAAUGGUACAAGGACUUUUGUCCCUUAUAAUAGCAUUAAUAUGCUCACAAUCUGUCUGUGGAGUGCGAUUCAUGAUUUCAGGAGCAACAGUCUACCCAUACCCAAUUCUUUGAGGUGUUAUUUUUGAUUAUAAGUAUUAUUUUUUUUACUGGUGCUAUUAAAUAUUUCUUGUGACUGAAUGUAAUGAAACAAUACUUUAAGGUUCAAUUUAACAUGUAAAUAGAACAACACUACUCAAUCCAAUAGUGUAUAGUGUGCAAUAAUAUUGGCGAGCUUCAAGUUUCAACAUGAAAAUUAUGAAACAACCAGGAAAUAUAAACGUUUGAUUGAAUGUCCUCCUGCUGACUUAAAAAUAUAUACAAACACUAUCAGCAAAUUUGUAGUAUUAUAUAAUCGUUUGCUGGGCGAACACCCCAACAGGUGACGCGCCCAUUGUCACAGAGAGAUUGUGAUCGGGGAAAGAAAAAA
Messenger RNA from Folsomia candida, 1653 nucleotides. RefSeq lists its product as uncharacterized. The transcript has 11 exons. NCBI's taxonomy places the organism in Eukaryota, Metazoa, Arthropoda, Collembola, Entomobryomorpha, Isotomidae. Bases 150 to 1298 code for a protein of 382 amino acids. The record is from RefSeq and is a predicted model, not a curated record.